AUGGAUGACGACACUGAUUCUCAAGGCCUGCUGCAAUACGUGCUUGGAUUAUUCGCUCGAAAGCGACCACAAAGGUCGGCGAAGCAGGCGUCACUGGGGUCACGGAAACGCGAGGCCUGGCUACGGACGGAUGCAUUUCUGCAGCGCGAUGAUAUUAGCGAAGCUGACCCAGAGAGUGUUUCAAGGACUUUGCGCGCAUUUGAACAUCUCGUUCAAGACGACUCCGAUGGAGGGAGAGAUUUUCAGAACUUCCAACAAGCCCGACAUGAGCGGUAUCCGAAGCUUCGCCGCAUGAUCGAGGGUCCGAAUCGCCAUCUAAAUGACGACCCAGACACUGUCAUUCGCGUUAGUAAACGGAGACGAGAAUAUGACGACGCCAUUCAGGAACUUUUACAUUUGGACCAGGAGAGAAAGAAGCGCCGAGUUCUGCCUCGUGAAGAGCCAACUCUUGAGUCCAACCUCAAAGACCCUGAUGCCGAAUUUGCCGUGCUGAUGAGAAGACAUCUGGUAUCCUUGGACAAUGCGUUGCGAAGACAAUGGGUAUGCGUUUGCCAGAAGUGCUCAGGUUUGAGCGUGAGAUUGUCGCUGCCACGACACAGAAAAGAUCUUGAGGCUGAAGCGAGUUUCGAAGUAUUCUUCGGCGUGCGGUCCGUGCCUGCAACUGCAUUGCAAGAAGCUAAAAUCACGGUCAAACGCUCAUCUGAGCCUAUAAUUAGCCACCCACCUGACUUUGCCCACAUAUGCCAAAGCGUCACAGAGUCCCUCGAUCAGCGAAAUUGCUUGCAUUUCACUCUUGAAAACGGGGUAUUUCAGAGGCUUCGCCCGCAACCAAAGACAUUUGGUAGCGACCGCAUGUCUCAGACAGUAUCCUUGUCGGCAUUUUUCAAUCGCCAGCAAGAAUUACUUCGUGGUGAAUCGGUGCUGCCACUCAAGGGGAAGCGAGUCUUGGCUGUUACACUGGCAUCUGCACUACUUCCCUUCUUGGAGACGCCAUGGCUGCAGUUUUCCUUCAAUCACUCGAAGAUCCAGUUUUUUGAGCCACGGCAGGGCGGAGAACUCCCCAACAUCACAAAACCUUUCCUAACACUGGAGCACGUUCCAAUGAUGUCAAACCGCAGUACACACACCGGAGACAGCUCUGGAGCCACAAAACACAUGGUUCAUCCCAACGCCAGUGUGCUAGCUCUGGGCAUACUAUUGUGCGAGCUUCACUAUUGUACACCUGUGGAGCUGAUGGCAAAGGACCCGCAUGUCGUCAGGAAGGUCAACGAUGAUUUUUAUACCUGUCUCGAUAAGCUUCAGACUCUGGAAGACGACGCUGGCGUGGACUACUAUCUCGCUACGAAGGCAUGCCUCACUGGGGAGUACUAUCCCCUUGGACAGCACGCUGACUUCGAGGAUGUCAGCGUUCAGCGGCUUUUCUACCAAAACGUCGUCAAACGGCUUGAGACCGUGAUAUUCAAGGCAUGGGGUAUUCGAUUAGAGGACUUGGGUUCAUUCGAUUCUCGACAAAAUGAAUCCUGCUGGGGCUCUAUCGGCCGAGAAGUUGUCCGCCUCCAUACAGGCAAGAUAGAUUCCUCUAAUGCAAACAAUACAGCAAGGGCAGCUCUGCCUCGUUCAAUGUCUGACGCCGUGCCCGUGAGCCACGCAUCCCUUCACUCAGAUAUCACGCUACGAAUAUCGGCACAGCGUUCUUCAGGAUCACAAGCUCAUAGACAACUCGCCGAGCCUUCACAGAAGAGCUUGCACUUUUUUGAUGCAAGUCGACAGACGGGUCCUGUACAAGAGAAUCCACUCUCGGAAAAAUGGAUGAACAAUCUGCUGUCCUCGAUUCAUGCCUAUGUUGACCCCGAUUUCGACCUUGCGGAACCGGUGCGAAUAGCGAUCUUGGACUCUGGACUCGACCCUGAAAAUCCAUUCCUGGUUGCGGACCAGCAACGGACUAACCCACAAAUCAAGGACGCACGAAGUUUUGUAUAUGGAACAGAACCGCACGACAUUCAAGACGAGAUCGGGCACGGAACUCAUGCUCUUGGCCUUCUUCUCAAAGUUGCCCCAGGCGCUGAGAUCUAUCCUGUUCAGGCCAUCGAUCACGCAGUCAACGAAUGGAAAGUGGACAUUAUAUCAAUAUCAUUCGGCAUUCGUGAAUAUCACGAGCUCAUGAGCACAGCUGUCUCGAACGCACUGAAUAAGCAGACUCUGUUAUUCGCGGCAGCAUCGAAUGAUGGAGCAAAUCUUGGCAGAGCUUUUCCAGCUCAAUAUCCCAGCGUCUUUUGUAUACACUCAACCGAUGGAAAUGGCAAUCCCUCCAAAUUCAACCCUACAGCAAGCGAAACGGACGUCAACUUCAGUCUACUUGGGGAGGAUGUCUCUUCUCUCUGGCCGGCUGGUAUGGACGGAUACGACGAGAUCGUCAAUGUUAUGUCAGGAACAUCGGUCGCAACACCGAUCGCCGCUGGCCUUGCCGCAUCGGUCCUAUCUUUUGUCCGGCAGCAGGAUCAGCACAUAACUGUAGAAGGUGAAAGGCUGGGACAGUGGCUGAAAAGGAACAAUUCCAUGGAUGCGGUCUUCAAGCGUAUGGUUAAACGUAGGCGGGGGGUAGGCUACGACUACAUCACACCUCAUGUGCUCUUCGAUAUGGGUUCGACAAGGGAGGAUGUUUACGGACGAAUCAAGGAUAUCAAAAGGAACAUGUACAAAUACUAG
Messenger RNA from Aspergillus steynii IBT 23096, 2706 nucleotides. RefSeq lists its product as uncharacterized. Gene Ontology annotation, molecular function: serine-type endopeptidase activity. Lineage: Eukaryota; Fungi; Ascomycota; Eurotiomycetes; Eurotiales; Aspergillaceae. Bases 1 to 2706 code for a protein of 901 amino acids. Gene Ontology annotation, biological process: proteolysis. The record is from RefSeq and is a predicted model, not a curated record. The transcript is spliced from 5 exons.